AUGGUGACUACUGACUGUAGCCUAUUGCAUCCUUGGUCAGAUAAUGACUUUACUCCAUGCUUUAGAGAAACAAUCAUAGAUGCCGCUAUUCCUUUGGCGAUUUUGGUUUGGUCCAUUGGCUCCAUUGUUACGAUAUCUUAUAAAUAUAAAAAAUUAAGAUCUUCUUUGUAUACACCUUUGAAAACCAAUCUUUCUACAUCAAACUCUUAUGGUGCCACUACUACUACUACCAAUGCCAAUGACGAACAUGUUACUGGUGAUACUGCUUCUGAUGCCACUGUUCAUUCUUAUGAAGAAAAGCCAACUCAAUGGACAGUGUUUAGUUGGUCAAGAUUAUUAGCUCUUUUACAAUGUAUUAUCUAUUGUAAUGCUCUUGUCAACGUUUAUUUCGAAACGUACGUGGCGGAUCCUUUGGUAGAGGGAACGACUACAAAUUUGUUGAUCAUGUAUGCCGCACAAUCUUUCUUUUGGAUCUAUUGUUCUCUUUUGGCUGUGAUCAACUUAUCAUUAUCUCAAAAUGCUAAAUCCAUUGCUGAUGUAGUCUGUCAACAACUCAACAUCCUUUAUUUGGUGCACUUCUUGAUUGGUUCCAUCGAUUUACACUCAUUCUAUACCGUCUACGAUUAUUCAAAGGUCUCCAAUGGUUACAGUAUCUCUUUUUAUACGACCAUGAUCUCCUUGAUUUUAUUGAUCUUUAUUAUUAAUGAAGAACGUCAUGCUCCUUCUGAACCUGUGAUCACUGAUACGGGUCGUGCAUUAUCUGGGGAAGGUUGGGCAUCUAUCUAUUCCAAAUUCAUGUUCAGUUGGGUGAACGUGAUGAUGAAGCUUGGUUACAAAGGAACUGUGAAUGAGCAAGAUUUGAUCGAAUUACCUCCUAACAACCGUACAAAGAACGUGUUGACUGAUUUCUACCGCAAUAAACGUGCAACAAUGAAACUAUCCUUGUUUUAUACCUUUCGUUGGCCGUUAUUUGUGCAAACUGUUUAUGCCUUGGUAUGGUCUGUGAUUAUCUUUGGUCCAGCUCUCUAUUUGAACAAAAUUAUUAAAUUUAUCGAAAAUCCUGAUUCUGGGGAACCUGUAUUAACAGCAUUUGUCUAUGUUUCUGGUCUCUUUAUCACUUCUUCUAUUCAAUCUCUGGCUAUGCAGCAAGCUCUUUAUAUUGGCCGUACGUUGGGUAUUCGAAUUCAAGCUAUUAUUAUUGGAGAAGUAUUCGGAAAAGCACUACGACGACGCGACAAUGGUGGAUCAUCAUCUACUGAUAGUACCAAAGAAAAAGAAGAAAAUCCGGAAUCUGGUGAUAUCAACAAUUUAUUAUCUGUCGAUGCACAAAAGAUUGGUGAAUUGACUGCUUACAUCUUUUACGCUUAUUCUUAUCCUCUUCAAAUCGGCAUCUGUAUCGUGGCUCUCUAUCGACUUUUGGGAACAGCAGCUCUUUGGGGUGUAUUAGUCAUGGCACUUUCUCAACCUCUUACGUAUUUGGCCAGUCGACAAUUCGAAAAAUCUCAACGUACUGUGAUGAGUGCAACCGAUAAACGAUUAAAACUAAUGAAUGAACUGUUGGCCGCCAUUCGUAUUGUGAAAUUCUUUGCUUGGGAAAAGGAAUUCAGAAAACGCCUGGUGGAUGCAAGAGAAGUCGAACUCAAAGCUGUCCGCCAUCGAUUGUUUAUGAUGAUGUGGAUGAUGAACAUCUGGUUUGUGAUUCCUAUCUUGAUCAUGGUGGUUGUAUUUUAUGUGUAUACUCUGCAAAAUGCCCUGUCUGCUGCCACUGCGUUCACUGCUUUGGCGCUCUUCAUCACCUUCCGUUCUGCUUUGGAUGAAUUCCCUUUCAUCAUCUCUUUUAUUUUGCAAGCGAAUGUGUCUUUGGGUCGUGUGGAAAAGUUCUUACAAGAAGAUGAAGUGGAAAUUGUACCUCAAGUUGGUCAUCCUUCAGGAACUUAUAUUGGUUUUAUCAAUAAUGCUACAUUUGGCUGGCAAGAUCCGAAUGCGUCCUCCAAGAAUGAUGGCGGCGUUGCCACUCCUCCUAUUGCUUCUCUCAAAAAUUUGAACCUCUCUUUCCCUCGAAAUAAGCUCUCCAUUAUUUGUGGUCCUACUGGAUGUGGUAAAAGUACUCUUCUUUCAAGUUUAUUCGGUGAAACUUAUUGUUAUAAUGGUUCUGUUGUACUUCCUCCUCGUCCUGCUCUCCAUCAUCGUCAUCAAUUAGGUGGCGCUGUCUCGGGUAUUGCCUAUGUUGCUCAAACAGCUUGGUUACAAAAUUGUAGUAUUCGUGAUAACAUCUUGUUUGGAUUGGAUUAUGAUGAAGAACGUUAUGCCAAAGUGUUAUAUAUGACAGCUCUUACAAGAGAUUUGGAUAUUCUUGAAUUUGGUGAUCAAACUGAAGUUGGUGAAAAAGGUGUUAGUUUAUCAGGUGGUCAAAAACAAAGACUUGCUAUUGCUCGUGCUGUCUACUCAAAUGCUGAAACCAUUGUUCUUGAUGAUUGUCUCAGUGCUGUGGAUGCUCAUACAGCCAAACAUUUGUAUGAUAAUUGCAUAAGAGGUGAGCUUAUGAUCGAUCGUACUAUUAUCAUGGUAACACAUUAUGUUGGCCUUUGUCUUGGUGGAGCAAGUUAUGUUGUUGCCUUAAAAGGUGGAAAUGUGGUAGCGGCUGGUAAUCCUCAAGAUGUUUUACAAACGGGUGCUCUAGGUGAUGAAUUAAUUCAUGCAAAGGAUCAGGUCGAAGACGCUGAAGAAGAAAAAGCUGAAGAAGGUCCUAUUCCAUCUGUACCAAAACGUGCCAAGGUGGCUAAAACAGGUGAAGGUAGCAAGUUGAUCAAAGAUGAAGUGCGUGCUGAAGGUGGUGUACCUCUAUCUGUUUAUGCAACCUAUUUCUUUGCUUCUGGUGGUUAUGUCUUUUGGUUUGCCGUGGUAUUUUUCUUCUGCCUUACUGAAGCUACUGUAUUGGGUCAAGAUUAUUGGAUCAAGGUCUGGGCUAGUGCUUAUAAUUUGGUGAACAACAAUGGUACUUCCACUGGUUCUUCCACUUUAUUAUUCUCUGUCUCUCAACUCGGAUCUUUUGACAAUGGCGCUUCCAUGAAUUUUGGUAUCUCUAGAGAUAGUCACUUUGACCUUACAAUGACUGAUGCCAAACUGAACGAUCCUCAAGCCGUUAAUGUCAAAUACUAUUUAGGCAUCUAUUUUGCAAUUGGUAUGGUAGCUCUACUCGUGGCUUCUUUACGAUUACUUAUCCUCUAUACUGGUUCCAUCAACGCAUCUCGUCGUAUUCACUCGCAAUUACUUGAUCGUAUUUUACGUGCCAAGGUUCGAUUCUUUGAUACUACACCGAUGGGUCGCAUUGUUAAUCGGUUCUCUUCGGAUUUGGAAACCAUUGAUCAAGAAGUAUCUCCUCAACUUUCUUUUUUGAUGUUCUCUGUUGUGUCAACUGUGAUGGUGGUGAUUGUGGUAACAGCUGUGACACCUGCAUUCCUUGUCCCUGGUUUCUUCAUCAGUAUUCUCUACUGGUUUAUUGGUAUCUACUAUCUCCGAACCUCUCGUGAUCUCAAGCGACUUAAUGCUAUCUCUCGUAGUCCUAUCUAUACUCAAUUCAACGAAAGUGUUAACGGUGUGGCAACCAUCCGUGCUUUUGGAUGUCAAGAACGAUUCAUUCUAGAAAACUUUAACAAGGUGGAUAAUAAUAAUCGACCUUUUAUUUGGAUGUGGGCUACCAAUCGUUGGUUACAUUGUCGUGUAGAACUUCUUGGUGCAUUUGUUGGAUUCUGUACUGGCUUUGUUUUGAUACUUUCACGGAAUUGGGUGGAUCCUGGUCUAGCUGGUCUUUCUCUUAGUUAUGCUCUCAACUUUACAUCACAUAUUCUUUGGGUGGUACGCAACUAUGCUAUGAAUGAAAUGAAUAUGAAUGCGGUGGAACGUGUUGGUGAAUAUCUGGCAUUGGAAGAAGAACCUGCGACACAUAUUCCUGAAACCAUGCCUCGUGCAAGCUGGCCUGAAACUGGAUCCAUUCAAGUCGAUCAUCUUGUUGUCAAGUAUGCACCUGAAAAUCCUGCAGUAUUACGUGAUGUGUCCUUUGAUGUCAAGCCUCGUGAAAAAGUAGCGAUUGUUGGACGUACUGGAAGUGGUAAAAGUACAUUUGCAUUAUCUCUAUUCCGAUUUAUGGAAGCAACUAGUGGGAAGAUUUCUAUUGAUGGAAUAGAUAUUUCGACAAUUGGACUGGAUGAUUUGCGUUCUCGACUGACGAUUAUUCCUCAAGAUCCUGUUCUCCUCAGUGGUACUUUACGAAGCAAUUUGGAUGCGUUUGAUCAAUAUGAUGAUGCUACAUUAUGGAAGGCUUUGAAACGAUCUCACUUGAUUGAUAACAAUAAUGGUGAUAAUCAAGAUGUCACUCUUGAUACAGUGGUAGCGGAAGGUGGCAAGAACUUCUCUCAAGGACAGCGUCAAUUGAUUGCUCUUGCUCGUGCUUUGGUCAAGAAAUCGGCAUUGAUUGUAUUGGAUGAAGCGACUUCGUCUGUGGAUUUUGAAACGGAUCGAUUAAUUCAGAAUACAAUCCGUACUGAAUUUGCUGAUUCUGCUAUUCUUUGUGUGGCUCAUCGAUUGAAGACGAUUAUUGAUUAUGAUCGUGUAUUGGUACUUGAUCAGGGUCAAGUGAAAGAAUUCGACACUCCUUAUGCCUUGAUGACGAAUGAUGGUGGGAUUUUCCAACAAAUGUGUCAACGUAGUGGUCAAUAUUCAGAACUUUUAGCUUUGGCUCAAGAAAAACACAAUUCUUUAGAAUAGACUCUUCGACUUUUUCAUUUUAUUAUUAUUAUUAUUAUUAUUUAUUAUCUGCAUCUUCUAUCUUUCUCUCUCUCCUUUAUAUACAUAUCUUUUUUUUUUAUUUCAUAUAUCGUUUUUGAUUUAUCUGCAUUAAACAUAUCAAUGAUCUUCUCAUUAUUAUUGUUAUUACUUUUAUGCAUAGGUGUAUAAUUAGGUUGAUGAAUGAAGCUUUUUUUUUUUUUCUUGUUUCCUAGUUUU
Messenger RNA from Halteromyces radiatus, 5001 nucleotides. RefSeq lists its product as uncharacterized. Gene Ontology annotation, biological process: transmembrane transport. The record is from RefSeq and is a predicted model, not a curated record. The transcript is spliced from 6 exons. Gene Ontology annotation, cellular component: fungal-type vacuole; fungal-type vacuole membrane. Gene Ontology annotation, molecular function: ATP binding; ABC-type peptide transporter activity; ATP hydrolysis activity. The coding region runs from base 1 to 4764 and encodes 1587 amino acids. NCBI's taxonomy places the organism in Eukaryota, Fungi, Mucoromycota, Mucoromycetes, Mucorales, Cunninghamellaceae.